This is a messenger RNA of Somion occarium, 2904 nucleotides long. The record is from the annotation of a GenBank genome assembly. Lineage: Eukaryota; Fungi; Basidiomycota; Agaricomycetes; Polyporales; Cerrenaceae.
UUGUCGGCUGAAUCCGACGGUACCGGUGACGCUUCGCUAAGAUCAGUCUGUAAGACUGUAUCUGUACCAAGUCUAUACGCUACACCGUCUGUACGCUACUUUCACUACGUCCAGCCAUGCCUCCUCGUCUCAGUAAACGACAAAUCCGCGAAAAAGAGGAGCUUGCUGCUCUCGAAUCAAAAAGCGCUGUCGAAGAUGUUCAAGACGAAGAAACACCCAAACUCCAGACAGGAGCAGCGUCUGGUUCAAGUUUUGCUGCUCUCAUGAGUAGUAUAACGAGCGAACCUGAAGAAAGCGAGGACGAACAAAUGGUCACUUCGAAAAAGAAGGCUCAAGAAAAAGAAGAAAAAGGCUGCAACAACACCUGCAACACCAGUUACGGCUCCCUCCGUAGCUGAUGAACAUGAAGCUUCCUCUACACAACCCGCACCUACGCCCAAGUCUUUAGCAAAGAAGAAAGCGGCGAAGAAACAGCAGCAGAAGGCCAAGGCUGCACAAAAGGAUGCUUCUGGACUAGACGAUCUGGACAAAACCCUAGCAGAGCUCUCCCUCAAAUAUCCUACUCUCCGUCAACCUACUGCGUCAGGCGCAUCCACACCGUCAUCCUCACAAACUCAGCUCAAAUCCGAUCUCUACAACCUCCUGGCAGUUAACCUUUCAAAUCUCGAUGCCGAGGCCGAAAUGCGCAAAUUCUUUGGUGCAAGAGUCAUCUCGUCUACUAAAGCCUCGUCGUCCAAUGCUCCUUCUGGUGUCAAACAGCGUGGCGGCGGUUUCACGAGAUCAAAUCUAACGAGACCCCAACCUGGAUGGUACCCCGCGAACAUGCGAGAUGGGCUUUCAUUGAGAGCCUUGACUAACGAGGAACUAGAGGAGAGGAAUAAACGCCAUGGGUGGCGAUUGGAUCUGCCUGGAGAGAAGGCGUGGACGGUGGAAUACAGUAAGAAGUAUAAAAGCGUGACGAGGUCCUUUGUGGCAAUGGUUCUUUCCGGGGACCCGGAGGGAUUCUGGCAGACAUUACGUCUCUUCCCUUAUCACGCAGAUACUCUCUUGCAGGUAGCGGAAGUCUACUACCAUCGUGAAGAGCAUAGCACAGCAGCCGAUUUCAUCUCUCGUGCCCUUUUCACGUAUGAACGUGCCUUCAGCGGAGUCGGUACCUUCAACUUUACUUCCGGAGUCAAUCGCCUGGAUUUCGAUCAUGUCGAGAAUAGGGUAUUCUUCCUUGCGCUUCAUCGGCAUAUUGUCGAUCUUACAAGACGGGGCUGCGUACGUACUGCUUUCGAAGUAGGCAAGCUUCUAUACGGACUCGACCCAGCUACGGAUCCUCAUGGAACAUUACUACAUCUUGAUUUCCUCGCCAUUAAAACAGGCCAGACGGGAUGGCUUCUCAAUCUUUGGGAUGCUCAUUCCCAGUUGCCUUCCUCAUACAGGCUUACCGUACAAGCCCUUCCCAACUGGCAUUACUCUCGAGCUCUCGCCCUCUACAUUCAAGAGGACAAGAAAGGUGAUGAUAAGCACGAGGAGAGUACAAAAGCGUUGCAGGAAGCUGUGAAGACGUUCCCUAUGGUUGUGCCUCUAUUAGCAGAUAAGACUGACUUUGUCGUUGCUGACGAAGUCAGGAGACACCGUGCAUUCAAAUUGCAACUGGAUGCUAGAUCAAUCUCCAACGAAACAGAAUCUAUCUUCCAUCUUAUUUCCCACAUCUACGUGCAACGCGUAGCAGCUCUAUGGAAGACCCAUGCGUCAUCCUCUUGGUUCUCUUCAGCUGUCAACUCUGUCCUUCCCUCCGUUUCCUCGACCCUUCCCACUCUCAAAACCUCGCCUUUCUCCACAACGCCUACCCUACGUGCCUCAAUCUACCGACACGUGAUCGCCCUCGAAUCCCCAGCCACACGGUCCCUCUUCAGCUUCAUCCCAUCAAAAGUCAUCGCAGCUCGUCACCUAGCUUGCGAUCCUCUCCCUCCUCAAACGAAAGUAACCGGCUACGAACUUACAGGUCCAUUCUUCAGCGGGCUCAGUGCAAAUGAUGAUCCACUGGGGAUCCGACCUCGGGGUCGACGAGCUAACGAGAGAAUGCUUGAGAGACUCGUACCUGAUCCUGAAUUCCGGAGACAGCUCCAGGGGUUUUUCGAGGGCAAUGAACAGCUUAGACAACAAUUCCCAGGCGGUGUCGUUCAGUUUGCUCAGAUUGUGGGACAGUUCCCGGAGGUUUUGGAUGAGUUAAUGAUUGCCCAGUUGGCCCAGGACGGGGAUGGACGUAUACCUGUGUUUGGUGCUGGUGUUGGUGGGAUGCCUGGAGGGAUGCCUGAAGAAGAUCAGGAUGAUAUUGACCUCGAUGUUGACGUACCUGCACCUCGAGCUGUUCAACCACCAGCUGGUCCGCAUGAACCACGUGAGGAACAUGUGGUCGAAGAUCUCGAAGACGAGGAGGAAGACGAGGAAGAAGUUGCGGUUGCGCCUUUACCUGUGAGGAUGCUUCGUAAUGUUCUGAAUAGAUUCUGGGGAGGCGGUGGUGCUACGGAGCAACAAGACGAGUCGUCUGAUGAGGAAGAAGCAGAUGAUCACUCUUCGGCACAUGCAGACGACGUGGAUUAAAUGUCUCAAUGCGAGUAUGUAAUAAGGGUAAACAGUUAUGCUCAAUGUGUUCGCACAUACAUACAACAAUUACGUUCUAUAAUUUAGCACAUAAGAACUAAAUAUGCUGAGGUAUGCUCCCGGGACCCCUUUAAAGCUUUAUGAGUAAGUGGGCGUUUUUCGUCCUCAUGUUCAUAGUCGCGCUUGCGCAUCCACGGCGUCCGCAAACGGAUAGUCGAUGUAUCCCACUGGUGACUCGGGUGGAUGGUAGAACGUGGCACGAUUGUACGGAUUCAAAGGUAGGUUCUCUUUAAGACGUCUUGGAAGGUCGGG